Molecule: messenger RNA, 1854 nt
Organism: Colletotrichum chrysophilum
Lineage: Eukaryota; Fungi; Ascomycota; Sordariomycetes; Glomerellales; Glomerellaceae
Exons: 2
Coding region: 1-1854 (617 amino acids)
Biological process (GO): transmembrane transport; metal ion transport
Cellular component (GO): membrane
Molecular function (GO): magnesium ion binding; cobalt ion transmembrane transporter activity; magnesium ion transmembrane transporter activity
Source: RefSeq, a predicted model, not a curated record
AUGUCGUCCUCAAGCAACGUCGGUUCCUACGGCGAGCCGCUGUCCAAGACAGUAACCGACCCCGACGAUCCCUCCUCCCGCCACGUCAAGUUCCCGAGUCUCGAUAUCGAAGCCCACGACUAUGCCGACGUCGUCGCCCAGCCCCCGCCCUCCAGAGGCGUGCGCAUCUCGGUGCCCAACGAGAACAUCGGCGUGCCCUUGACGCGCGCAUCGACCGACCAAGCAAUCUCGCCCCUGCGGCGUCGCGCCGGCACGUUCAAGCCCGUCGAGGACUUUGACGACUUUGAGCUGUCGCGUCCAGGAUGGCAGCCCGGCUCUGAGCCCGGCUUCGACCCGAACAAGCUGGAUGGAGGCCACGCCUCGAUGCCGACGCUCCACGCAGACUGCGACAUCUCUGUGAUCGACUUCAGCCAGGAGAAUAUGGUGAAGCACAACUUCGGCAACGAGGGGUUCAUCGACUUUGUCAAGAAGCCGCAGGAGCCAUGGGUCAAGUGCCGCUGGAUCAACAUCAACGGACUCAGUUGGGACGUCAUCUCGGCGUGCGGGCAGUACAAGGGCCUGCACAAGCUCGCCAUUGAGGAUAUCAUGAACACGCGCAACAGGACAAAGGCGGAUUGGUACUCGAACCACGCCUUCAUCGUCCUCACGCUGCAGAAGCUUGUGCUUCUGGUCAAUGACGACAGCAGCAGUAGCAGCAGCAGCGAUGACAACUCGGAUGACGACGCGAGUAUUCGGACGAUCAAGUCCAGGAAGAAGAAGCUCAAGCGCGCAUUCACCAGGGCUGGCAAUAAGCGCGAUGACCCCGAGAAGGGCAACGCGACGGGCGUGUCCACUGGCAACACUCCGUAUGGGCACACUCUCAACCACCACCCGAGCAACCUGUCCCAGUUGCCAGAGACGGCUUUCGUGCGGACCCUCCAGCGCUACCAUGCGUCAGCAAAUGAGACGCGCACCGAGUACAUGGAGCGGCACUCCUCGCUGAUCUCACGCGGCCUCGCCGUCUCUGCCGAGCAGGUGGCCAUCUUCCUGACGUCGGACAACACCGUCAUCUCCUUUUUCGAAAUGUCAGCUGAAGACAUUGAGCGUCCCAUCACCAUCCGUCUGGGCGACCCCGCCACCAUUCUCCGCCAAUCCUGCGACGCUUCACUGGUUGUGCAGGCCGUUAUCGACGCCAUCAUCGAUCUAGCCAUUCCUUUGACGGCAGUCUACAGCGAUGUCAUUGGCGACCUCGAACUGGACGUCCUGACGAGUCCCAACAUGAAGCAGACGCGUAGCCUCUACAUCUGCGUCUCGGAAAUCAACAAGAUGCUCACCUUCCUGAACCCAAUCGAUAACCUCGUCAACGUCCUGCGCGAUCACCGCACACCGCUGAGCCAGGAAGCUGCCGCACGGGAGCUGCAGAACCCCGCCAGCGGCGUUAUCGUCACGCCGAUGACACACACGUACCUCGGCGACGUGCUCGAUCACUGCGUUAUCACGACCGAGGCCAUGCAGCAGAUCAAGCGGUCCGCGGACAACCUGAUCGACCUCAUCUUCAACACCAUCUCCGCCAAUCAAAACGAGAGCAUGAAGCAGUUGACCAUCAUCACCAUCAUCUUCCUGCCCCUGACCUUCUUGACCGGUUACUUUGGACAGAACUUUGAGAAUUUCAAGGACAUCCAAAAGCCGCAGGGCAUUCUCUUCUUCUGGCAAAUCGCCGUCCCCGUCGUCGUCUGCACGAUCAUCAUUAUGAUGCGGACCUGGAUCUUUGCCUGGUUCGAGAUGUUCUGGCAGCGCAGAAAGAUCAGCGCCGACAGGAAGAAGAGGAAGAGGAGAAGGGACAAGCGGAGGAAGGCGCGGGGCAAGUCGGAUUAG